UAAAGUCCAUGACACACGGAGUCGAUUCUACAGAUUCGACUCUUGGAGUCAAGUUGUUACUGACAGCUUUAUCAGGUCUCCCUCAGACAAGAGCACUUUAUUAAAAAAUGGCUCCAGCGAAGAACAGAGUGUUUGUUGUUGGCGUCGGGAUGACGAAGUUUGAUAAACCCGGUGCGAGAGAUGGAGAUUAUCCAGAAAUGGCCAAAGAAGCAGGAGAGAAAGCGCUGGCUGAUGCAGCAGUACCGUAUUCUGCUAUCGAACAGGCCUGCGUGGGCUACGUUUACGGCGACUCCACUUGCGGACAGCGCGCUAUUUACCACAGCCUGGGUCUGUCAGGGAUCCCUAUAAUCAACGUCAAUAACAACUGUUCCACGGGUUCCACGGCGCUCUUUGUGGCCCGACAGCUCGUCCAGGGAGGUUUGGCUGAUUGUGUGCUCGCUCUGGGUUUCGAGAAGAUGGAAAGAGGCUCUUUGUCCUCUAAGUACAUGGACAGAACCAACCCUAUGGACAAACACAUGGAGGUGAUGAUCAACAGGUACGGCUUGGCCGCAGCUCCGGCAGCGCCUCAGAUGUUUGGCAACGCCGGGAGGGAACACAUGGAGAAGUACGGAACCAAGCCAGAACACUUUGCCAAAAUUGCCUGGAAGAAUCACAAGCACUCGACCAACAACCCAUAUUCUCAGUUCCAGGACGAGUACAGUCUGGAGCAGGUGAUUAAAUCCCGCAAGGUUUUUGAGUUCCUCACACUUCUUCAGUGCUGCCCUACGUCUGAUGGUGCUGGAGCAGCUGUGUUAGCCAGCGAGAGCUUCGUGAGGAAGCACAGACUGGAGUCUAAAGCCGUGGAGAUCAUCGCUCAGGAGAUGGUCACUGAUCUCUCUACGACGUUCGAGGAGAACAGCUGCAUCAAGAUGGUUGGAUACGACAUGACGCGCCUCGCUGCCCAAAAGUGCUUCGAGUCGGCAGGCCUGAAUCCGGCGGCCGUCGACGUCAUCGAGCUGCACGACUGUUUCUCGGCUAACGAGCUCAUCACCUAUGAAGCGCUCGGGCUUUGUCCUGAAGGUCAAGCCGGAGCGCUGAUCGACAGAGCAGACAACACGUACGGGGGAAAGUGGGUGGUUAACCCGAGCGGAGGGCUCAUAUCGAAGGGACACCCGCUCGGAGCUACAGGUCUGGCCCAGUGCGCCGAGCUGUGUUGGCAGUUAAGAGGCGAGGCAGGGAAAAGGCAGGUCCCGGGUGCGAAGGUCGCCCUGCAGCACAACAUCGGCCUCGGCGGCGCCGUAGUGGUCACGCUGUACAAGAUGGGAUUCCCUCAGGGAGCAAGGUCUCACAUUGCUGCGGUUCCCACCGGCACUGUCGGCGGACUGGAGGGCUUCAGAUCUCACACGGUUUUUAAAGAAAUCGAGAAGAGGCUACAGGAGGAAGGAGAAUCGUAUGUUAAAAAAAUCAGCGGCGUUUUCGCUUUUAAAGUGAAGGACGGCCCGGGCGGAAAGGAAGCUCUGUGGGUCGUGGACGUGAAGAACGGAAACGGCUCGGUGACCAACGACGCAGGGAAGAAAUCGGACUGCACGAUCACCAUGUCCGACGCUGACCUCAUCGACCUGAUGACGGGGAAACUGAACCCACAGACUGCCUUUUUCCAAGGCAAGCUAAAGAUUACUGGGAACAUGGGGAUGGCGAUGAAGCUGCAGAGCCUCCAGCUGACACCAGACAAAGCCAAACUGUGAAGAUUUCGGACUAAACCUCAGAGACGGAAACCAGUGGCCGUGACAUCGGGCGUGCGAUACACACACACACACACACACACACACACACACACAUAUAUACAAAUUAACAAAAUAAGAGCCAAAAUAAAAAGCCGUGUGUUCUGUAAUGUUGAGAUUCAGAGCGCUGCACAAUUACAGUCAUAUCUUUAGCACUAACGAUACGGAAUUCUAUAUAAGCAUUUCUACCUACAGACAUUUAACCCUAAAGCCUUGGAUGUCUCAUGGUCCAUCUCAACGUUUAACCUCAGAAUUUUAGACACAAUUGAACAUUAAUAGCCUUUAAUCAGAGAUCACACACUAAGGUCCAGAUGACCCGGAAAUCGUCAGUCAGACGGCUAAAAUAUCAGCCGUCUGUUCUGUUCCCUUUGGAUGUGAGAACUCUUCAUUUCACUGAUAAUUGUAUAUGCAGAUUAUGACACUAUUUUUUAAUAAAGAUUUCUCAGAACAGA
This is a messenger RNA of Tachysurus fulvidraco (yellow catfish), 2212 nucleotides long. RefSeq names its product sterol carrier protein 2a (gene scp2a). Gene Ontology annotation, molecular function: acyltransferase activity, transferring groups other than amino-acyl groups. Bases 108 to 1724 code for a protein of 538 amino acids. Lineage: Eukaryota; Metazoa; Chordata; Actinopteri; Siluriformes; Bagridae. The transcript is spliced from 16 exons. The record is from RefSeq and is a predicted model, not a curated record.